UAUAUGUGAAAUGCUUUGAUACAGUAAUGUUUUACUAUGUGUAUUUAGUGAAUGUCACUUUUACAAUUUUCAAAUUUCCCACCAGCUCCGUCCCCCGUACGUCCUGACGUCGCAGGGAACAGAACACAGAAGACAGAUGCUGGCUUCGGCCGGAGGACAUUGCCGGGGACACUGCAGGAGGGACAUCGUGGGAGUGCAGGACAAGGUAAGUGAAGAAGAGAUCCCGGAGCAGCGCUGCAUGGUAUUCCUGAGUGUAACUCGGGGUUACCUCUUGUGCUACACUUGGGAAUACCGCCAGGGAGGUUAAAUUAA
Molecule: messenger RNA, 312 nt
Organism: Staurois parvus
Lineage: Eukaryota; Metazoa; Chordata; Amphibia; Anura; Ranidae
Source: the annotation of a GenBank genome assembly